Messenger RNA from Teleopsis dalmanni, 2897 nucleotides. RefSeq names its product polypeptide N-acetylgalactosaminyltransferase 1 (gene Pgant1). The coding region runs from base 630 to 2483 and encodes 617 amino acids. The record is from RefSeq and is a predicted model, not a curated record. Lineage: Eukaryota; Metazoa; Arthropoda; Insecta; Diptera; Diopsidae. The transcript is spliced from 5 exons. Gene Ontology annotation, cellular component: Golgi apparatus.
AGACACGUAAGAAAACAUGAAAACAAAAAGCGUAAAAGUAAACAGCAGGCAGGUGUGCAACAAUUGAUUAACUCUGUUUUGCGGACUAAAAUAAAUUACUUAAUGUGUUUUAUCGUUAAGAAAAAACUGAUAGUAAAGUGUUAUAAACAAACUGCGGUUACUCGCAUUUCAGUAACAUAAACAUAACUUGGGAGCAAGUAACGACUUAGCGAUGAGAAAACAAAUAACAGAUUGGUAGAAGAGCAGAGACAGCAGAGAUAAAAUGUAUAAAAAUACAAUUAAUUAAAGAUAAAAAAGAGUAGAAGCAACAGUUAACACUUUGGCAUACAGUUUAACGUUAUUAGCCAAGAAGACGAUGAUGGCAAAGAAGAGCCAUCAAACACAUUUAGUUAGUAUGGUUUAGCCACAUCAGUUAAGAAGUAGCAGUAGCGCAACACUCGCACGGAGGAGUGGUUUACAAAACUGGAUUUUUUGGAAAUUGUGCCAUUUAGGUUAAACCUAAAAAACAAAGAAUAUAUUGAAAUACAAUUUAGUGUAAAAUUGUGCGCUUUAUCCGUCCAUAGUUUUAGUUAGCGAUUAAUUAAAUUAAAUUAAAUUCAAGAUAUACAAGAAUCACAAAACAAAACAAAAUGCUUCCUCGGUAUCGUUCCAUUUACGGUAAAUUACUAAUAUUCUCACUUGUUGGCCUCUGUUUUGUGCUUUAUGUGAAAGUGUUACAAGUAGAAGAAAUACAAGAUUCUGGUAGUGGGGUGAGGCAUAUGCCACAUCGUUUGGCACAACAUUUACAUCCUUGGCGCAAUAAUGGACAAAACAAUCGAAAUCAAAUUGAAGACGAAAUUGAUAAUGAAAUUAUACCACAAGCACCACCACAGCAAGCGCCAACAACCGAAUCGCCUUAUGAGUUAAGCAUACGUUUGGAUUUGAAGAAACAAGUUCCGGGUUUGGGAGAUGACGGUAAAGCCGUCUUUCUAAAAGGUGAAGCCAAAGAACGUGGUGACGAAAUAUAUAAAAAGAUCGCGCUGAAUGAAGAGGUUAGUGAAACUCUUUCAUAUAAUCGCACUCUGCACGAUGGUAGACACCCUGAUUGUAAAAAACAAAAAUUCGAUUUGGAUGCAUUACCCACAACGUCUGUGAUUAUCAUAUUCUACAAUGAACCAUAUUCUGUGUUGGUGCGUACACUGCACAGCACGCUAAACACUUGCAGUUCUCGCGUGCUUAAAGAAAUUAUACUCGUCGAUGAUGGCAGCACGAACAUGGAGUUGGCUGGAAAACUUGAUUAUUACAUCAGUUCUCGCAUACAUAAUAACAAAGUGCAAGUUUUACGCCUUAAGAAUCGUUUGGGUCUUAUACGUGCACGUUUAGCGGGUGCCCGUAUAGCAACCGGUGACGUUUUAAUCUUUCUCGAUGCACACUGUGAAGGCAAUAUCGGUUGGUGUGAACCACUCUUGGAUCGCAUAAGGCAAUCACGUACAACCGCAGUGGUGCCUAUAAUUGAUGUUAUUGAUUCCAAAGAUUUUCAAUAUAGCACAAAUGGUUAUAAAACUUAUCAAGUUGGUGGAUUUCAAUGGAAUGGACAUUUUGAUUGGAUUUAUCCGUCAGAACGUGAACAACAACGACAAAUGCAUGAGUGCAAUGAAGUACGCGAAAUUUGUCCUGCACAUAGUCCCACAAUGGCAGGUGGAUUAUUUGCUAUUGAUAGAAAAUAUUUCUGGGAAAUUGGCAGUUACGAUGAACAGAUGGAUGGCUGGGGUGGUGAAAAUUUGGAAAUGUCUUUCCGUAUCUGGCAAUGUGGUGGCCGCAUCGAAACCUUACCUUGCUCUCGAGUUGGACACGUUUUUAGAGAUUUCCAUCCUUAUACAUUUCCACAAAAUCGUGACACUCAUGGUAUAAAUACAGCUCGAAUGGCUUUGGCGUGGAUGGACGAAUAUAUAAAUAUAUUCUUUUUGUAUAGACCCGAUUUGAAAUUUCAUCCUGACAUUGGCGAUGUAACGCAUCGUAUAAUGUUAAGAAAAAAAUUACGCUGCAAAAGUUUUGACUGGUAUCUACGUAACGUGUACCCAGAAAAGUUUAUACCAACGAAAAAUGUUGUAGCAUACGGCAGAUUUAAAAAUGAACAUGACAAUUUGUGUUUGGAUGAUUUGCAUCAGGAUAAUGAAAAACCAUACAAUUUGGGUAUUUUCAGUUGUGGCAGAACUCUAUCCAAAACUCAAUUCUUUUCGUUUACUAAAUCAAAUGUACUACGUAACGAAUUAAGUUGUGCUACAGUACAGCACAGUGAUUCUCCACCACAUUUAGUUGUAAUGGUUGUUUGUAAGGAUGAUGACGAUUUACACGAACGAUGGAGAUACGAGAAUAAACAGUUUAUACAUACGAAGACAGGUAUGUGCUUGGAUGCGUUUGGCUUAAAGAAUCUUGAUCAUCUGCAAGUGGCUCCCUGUAAUAAUGCAAGUGAAACGCAACGUUGGAGAAUUGAACGUGACUGAAAGAAAAUAACACAGCUAACGAGUAAUACCCCAAUUAAUACAUAAAUUGCCAGAGAGAAACUGACUUAAAAAAUAUAAAUAUUUCUCAUGUACUGAAGUAACUGGAACACCUCAUAAAUUGCGAAAAAUUAAAAAAAAAAACUCAACUUGUAUGUAUAAAAGUUUCAAUGAAUUUUUGAAUUGCUAACAAUAAUUUCAGGUCUUUGGUAAACUUUAUUGUAAAUUUAAUGAAGCAGAACAAAUUAUAACUUCAUAGUCAACAGUAAUUGGAUUUAUUGCUAAGUUGUGUUUUGUGCUGCUUCAAUUUAGUAAUAUUACUUACUAUAUAUACAUAUAUUUUUAAUAAGUUUAAGAAAAUUAAAUUUUAUCAAGUAUAUGCGAUAUAUAUUUUAUUUCACUAUAAGCAUAAGUUAG